AUGUCUCUGAGAGUUUGCUCCCUCCAGAUGAUAUGGGCUGAUCCUGAAACUGCCGACCAUCGGCUGGAAAACACUGAGCAACUUGAAGGAAAGAUCGCGCUUGCAAGGCGUGACCCCCUAGAGAAGGAGGGCCCGAGGACCGGAUUUGUGGACAAAGUGUGCCGAAUGGUACAGGCGGGGGCAAGCGCUGUCAUUCUGGUGAACAACACAGACGAGUUGAUCGCCCCUUGGAAGUGGAAGAACGACAACUUUGACGCAGAGCUUAUCAAAGUUCCUGUGGUCUGCGUGAGAGAGUCUGCCGGGCAGUACUUCAGCUCUGGCAACUUCUGCAAGAUCAGGUUCCAGCAUGCUUCCCCACCAUUCUUUGAGAACCCAGCGAGCAUCUUCGGGGCAGAGACGAUCUUGGAGCUGCUGGGCAAUGAUGCGGAAGCGUCGAGAGUGAGCGGGGAGGAGACCAUGGACUGGGUGAUCGAGAACGAGGACGAACUGCUGAUCGAGGAUUUGAUGCCUCUCGGUUUCAACCUCUCCUCUUCCCUGCAGAAGGACAUCAGGGAGUUGAAGGAGGAGAUGGAGGAGAAUCUCAGGUUUUUCAACUCUUCCCCCGAGCAGACGCUCAAACACUACAAGCGCUGCUGCCAUUGCUUCAUGGAUGCGCUGAUCUCGCUGCAGCAUAUCGACAAGACUAUUAUGCAGAUUGCAGAUCUCGCUGCCAUGCACGACGUGGCGGACAGCAUGGGGAAUGGCUUCUGGGCCCAGCUACGUGUGGUGAGCUGCUGCUUGAAGAAGCUGAGGAAGAAGACGGCUGCGAUCACCUCGGAGCGAGAGAGCGUGUUCUUCGGCACGAGGAUCAAGAGCCUGCUCUAUCCUCUCGAGUCUUAUCUUAAGAUCCUCGAGAUCUUGAAGGAGCUCCUCCAGCUCACGCUCAGCUUCAACAACCCCGACGCAGAGACUCAGGGAGGGGAGCUGGUCGCUACCACGGGCUCUCUCAGAACAUCCUCGUCCGAAGGAAGGACGAGCUUGUUCUUCACCCACAUCCCCCUGGAGUCUGCGAUAGAGAAACUGAGCGACAUCGACCUGUCUGUGCUGUACGGUGACAUGCACGGCUACCAGUAUCCCUCCCGCCUGAAGCACUUCCUGCGCAUGGUCCUGCUUGCUGCCGCCUCCUACAGCAGGAGCUACGAGAAGCAUCACAGCGAUCACCUGCUCACCCAGCUGGCCAGCGCCUACUACCAUGGCGUCGGCUUCCUGAUGAAGCCGGUGAAGAAGGGAAGGAGGAUCGCGCAGCAGUACGGCUCUGCAGACGUCAAGUUCGUCAAGUCCUUCUGGAACCUGACGGAGCUGCCGGUGGCCAAGAGGUUUGCGGCUGUGGUAGGAGCGAACGUGGAGGUUAGCAGGGAGAUCGUCAUCGAUGGGUCCCGGCCCAUCUCCAUGAGGAGGGCGGGCGCCGAGGAUGUGUUCGUCUCCAUCGCCCCGACGGAGGAAGAGUGUCGCUUGUUCUGCGGGGAGGGAUACGUCGCGCCCCUCCGAGUCAAGGCCCGUCUCAUCUCCUUCCGCUGCCUGCAGGGGCAGGAGGUCGAGGGGAGGAGCGCGCUGGGGAUCAGCUGGGGAAACACGAAGCAGCUGAAGCCUCCCUCUCCCUUCCUCAUCCUUCACUUCCAUGGGGGAGGCUUCAUAGCGCAGAGCUCUGCCUCCCACGAGGUCUACCUGCGAGACUGGGCCAAAGCGCUGGAAGCCCCGAUCCUCUCUGUGGAUUACGAUCUUGCUCCUGAGCACCCCUUCCCGGUCGCCGUCUGCCAGGCCUUCUUCGCCUACUGCUGGGCUCUUGCUCAUGCUUCAACCCUCGGCAGCACGGCAAAAUCUGUGAUCUGCGUCGGGGACAGUGCGGGAGGGAACUUGGCGGCUACGGUUGCGAUCAGGGCGCUACAGCUGGGUAUCAAGCCUCCAGCUGGAGUAGUCAUGCUCUAUCCAGCACUGUACCUGCACUUGACGCCCUCCCCCUCGAGGAUUCUCGCCAUGAUGGACCCGCUGCUUCCUCUCGGCAACCUGCAGCUCUGCAUGGACGCAUAUGCCAAUCGUUUCGCUUCCAUCUAUGGCAAGUUCUCUGCGAUGCUGCACCUGGACCCUUCCUCGCGGCUAUCAGAAGCAGACGACCCCAAGGAGGACGCCAAGAUUCGCAAAUGGCUGGCCAUUCUCUCGCCUCUGAUUGCUCCUGACGAAAUCCUGCGGGAUUUCCCGAGCUGCGCGGUGAUGGCAUCUGAGCUCGAUCCGCUCUUGGAUGAUUCGAUCAUGUUUAUCCGGAGGAUGCGAAAUCUAGGGAGGGUGAAGGAUGUGAAGCUCAAAGUGGCGCCAUGCUUGCCGCACGGGUGGCUGAACAUGUACUUUGUUGGAGACAAGGGAUCUCUCUCUUCAUCGAAGGAGGCCAUUUCGUGGAUGAAGCAGCUGCUGUCCAACGGGCUGGCGGGGCAGCAUCAUGAAGUCGAAGUAGAGGAGCGUCGACAGCAGGAGGGAUCUCCUCCUCCUCCUCCUCCUCCUCCUGCUUCCUCUCCCCCCGCAGAAGCUGCGGACCUCUGGGUUCCAGUGGAGGACCUUCCGACGCCGAACAAGCAGCCAGGGGAGACGGCGGAGGAGAGGAAGAACAUGGAGGAGGAACGCUCUAUUUCUCAGUUCCACUAG
Guillardia theta CCMP2712 is the source of this 2673-nucleotide messenger RNA. RefSeq lists its product as hypothetical. The transcript has 12 exons. Gene Ontology annotation, cellular component: cytosol. Gene Ontology annotation, molecular function: triacylglycerol lipase activity; sterol ester esterase activity. NCBI's taxonomy places the organism in Eukaryota, Cryptophyceae, Pyrenomonadales, Geminigeraceae. Gene Ontology annotation, biological process: cholesterol metabolic process; triglyceride catabolic process. The coding region runs from base 1 to 2673 and encodes 890 amino acids. The record is from RefSeq and is a predicted model, not a curated record.